Molecule: messenger RNA, 831 nt
Organism: Coffea arabica (coffee)
Lineage: Eukaryota; Viridiplantae; Streptophyta; Magnoliopsida; Gentianales; Rubiaceae
Source: RefSeq, a predicted model, not a curated record
AUGGAGUUCCCUCCCAGGAAAGAGGAAUACCAGAUGCAGGAUCUGUUGCUGGAUCCGGAGGUGGACAGGUACGCCGCCUCUCCCUUCGUACCGGAUAUCGAAGAUUAUCCGCUGCCCGCAAAGUUCAAAAUACAUUCCAUGAAGUCCUAUGAUACGACCACGGACCCAGAAGAUCACUUGUUCGCAUUCCAGACACAGAUGUGCUUGCAGACGUCUGCUGACGCAGUUAGGUUCAAGACCUUCCCGAUGUUCCUGGAGGGGAAGGCCCGUCAGUGGUUCCAGAGAUUGCCUCCCAGGUUAGUUCGGUCCUUCAGCCAACUCGCACGGCUGUUCGCAGCUCAGUUCGUGUCCUCACGAGCCUUUUCCAAAAGCACGGCUCAUUUGAUGACAGUUCACCAGGGGCCUGAUGAGUCACUGCUCGAGUAUAUGGUGCGCUUCAACAACGAGUUCCUUCAGAUUCGGGACCGAGACGACAAGGUGAUCAUGGCUGCCUUCGUCAAUGGAUUGCUUAAACAGAAGCUGUAUAGAGAGUUCGUAAAGAGACCUCCCAAGUCCGUCCCGGAUAUGCUAGACCGAGCUCAUGAGAAAGCCAAUGCCGAAGAGGCCAACCGCUUGAAGGGCGCACAGGAAAGGUUGAGGGACGACAGACGCAGGAAAGGAGCCGAACUGGAGGAGGUGCGACCUGGUCAAGGACGGAAGAACACUUUCGAACGCCUGCCCCGGAGUCGACCCUUUGAGAAAGAAAAGGCCCGGACCUCGCUCACAGCGCCCAGAGCCCGGGUUCUCGCCGUGAUAGAACAACAAGGCCUCUCUCGCCCCCCCGACCACUAG